Sphenostylis stenocarpa is the source of this 957-nucleotide messenger RNA. The record is from the annotation of a GenBank genome assembly. NCBI's taxonomy places the organism in Eukaryota, Viridiplantae, Streptophyta, Magnoliopsida, Fabales, Fabaceae.
AUGAGAGGUACUCUUGGAUCUGUGAACCAGCUCUCAAUUACGAUUGGAAUAAUGCUGGCUUAUUUGUUAGGCCUUUUUGUCAAUUGGAGAAUUCUAGCAAUACUAGGAGUUUUUCCAUGUGGAAUACUAAUACCAGGGCUAUAUUUCGUUCCAGAAUCUCCUAGAUGGCUGGCCGAAAUGGGCAUGAUAGAAAAGUUUGAAGCCUCUUUACAAACUUUACGGGGACCCAACGUUGAUAUUACUAUGGAAGCACAAGAAAUCCAGGGUUCUCUGGUGUCGAAUAACAAAACAGAUACUCUACACUUUGGAGAUCUCAAGAGGAGGAGAUAUUGGUUUCCUUUAAUGGUAUGUAUUGGACUACUUGUGCUCCAGCAACUUACUGGUAUCAACGGUGUUUUUUUCUAUUCUAGUAAGAUAUUUGCAAGUGCAGGAAUAUCAUCCAGUGAUGUUGCUACAUUUGGACUUGGAGCUAUGCAGGUCGCAAUGACUGGAAUUGCUACUUCUUUAGUAGACAGAAGUGGAAGAAGGAUGCUUCUGAUACUAUCCUCCUCUAUAAUGACACUUAGCCUCCUCCUCGUAGCUACCGCAUUCUAUUUGGAGGGAGUGGUAUCAAAUGACUCUGACCUCCAUCAAAUAUUAGCAAUGCUCUCUGUUAUGGGGCUUGUGGCUUUGGUCAUUGGAUUUUCUCUAGGCAUUGGACCUAUCCCCUGGAUUAUAAUGUCUGAGAUACUUCCACUAAAUAUUAAAGGCCUUGCUGGAAGCGCAGCUACCUUUUUGAAUUGGUUCAUUGCAUCAGUAAUUACCAUGACUGCAAAUUUGCUCUUUAAUUGGAGCAGUGCAGGAACAUUCACAAUUUACGCCAUUUUUUCUGGCUUCACCGUUGUUUUUGCGAUACUUUGGGUUCCGGAGACCAAGGACAGAACAUUGGAAGAAAUUCAGGCAUCGUUUGUUAGAUAG